Molecule: messenger RNA, 1671 nt
Organism: Fomitopsis serialis
Lineage: Eukaryota; Fungi; Basidiomycota; Agaricomycetes; Polyporales; Fomitopsidaceae
Exons: 4
Coding region: 185-1426 (413 amino acids)
Source: RefSeq, a predicted model, not a curated record
CUCCUUGAGUCCCAUCUCCAUGACCUGCAGCUGAUUGUUAGUGCACAUACGACUCUGUUGUAGGAGGACUUCUACCAGAGUAGGAUCACAGAUCCUGAGUCCUGACGCCCGCCGACAACGUCGUCAACAAGGCUGGAAGGGGAACACAGGACCUUCAUCUCGUAUUCACCACAAGGUCGCUCGGAUGGCGACGACUUUCGUACCUCUGUCUGAAUUGUCGUUGUUCCCUGCGACACCCGAUCAGGUGCUCGAAUCGCGCAGACGUCAUGCUCCCCAAUGGUGCAGAAAACUCAGCAUCGAGGAGUACCUCCUCCGGGAUCAACUAAUGGACGGGCACGAGCAUGCCUCGGACAAUAAGUUCAUUACAUGGGUGCUGGCUCCCAGGGCAAAUCCCACCACGCUGGACUUCAUGUGCUCAUGUGAGACCUUUCGCAGAACAGCGGUCGUGGCGCAUCCUUCAGAUCCAUCCGGCGCGAAGCAAGUGACUGCCUACGCCAUAGCGUCUGUGUUCACUCCACCAGAGAAACGCAAGAAGGGCUACGCUCAGUACAUGAUGCGCCUUCUCCACUGGGUCGUGGCUCCUCGCUCAGCUCUUCCCGUGUUUCCUGACGGCUGGGGUUCCCCGACAGAGGUCCCUGAGGGACUGGGUCUGCAGAGCGCGCAGUUCUCCGUGUUAUACAGCGACGUCGGGAAGGAAUUUUACCAAUCUUGCGGUCCGAUUGCUGAGCCAGGAGGCGGAUGGCUAGCGAGCGGCGCUGUGGAGACGUCCUGGUACGCAGACAAAGCACCCAGCGGUACGACAACGGGACCUACUUCGCCUCACAUAUGGCUCUCUGAAGACGAUGCGAAGCACGUAUGGUCACUGGACGUGCCAUUCAUGAGAGCGGAUAUAUCGGAAACGGCCAAAUCCUCAGGCCACACUGCGUUCUCGUUCUUACCGAACAAAGGCGUCGGCGCUUUCGUUGUACAACGCACCAUGAGCUUCACGGCGGAUGAUGCACCUGUGCUCCCUUUGGACACGUGGGGCGUACUCUUGCUGCCGAGCGCAGUCGUUGGCGUCGAUGAAGUCUUCGCGGAUCUGGACAAACAGCCCACAUACGCUACGUGGACGCUGGACACCUCAAGUGAAUCGUCACGCGUCCUGGUCACGACGCGAGUGCGCGCCUCGAGGGAGACCUUGCCUGGCUUGCUCGAGGUGCUUGUGCACUUCGCGCGGAAGGAGAACAUCCAGAAGAUCGAAAUCUGGGGACUGCCCGAAACGUUGCAGGCAGCCGCGAGCGAGUCGGACUGGGAGACAUCGGCAAGGACAGAUCAUCUCUCUGCGUUCAAGUGGUACGGGAAGGAGGGCGAGAACGAGGUGGAGUGGGCGUUUAACGAGAAGUACGUGCUCACUUUUAUGGCCUCGAUAUCACAGAAUCUGAGAUAGUAGCGAGAUAGGUUCUGCUGGUGCUGAAUCUGUAUCACACGUUGUACACGUCACGAAGGAUGAGGUAUAGCAUUGUGUAGGCGUAUAAUCGUGAGGAUGCCGCAUGCAAGGCGAUCAGGCAGGAGCAAACUGGGUGAUGACGCUCACAGGUUCCUUGUACUGGGCGAUGGGCUUGAAGGCAAGGUCAUGCAAGCUGUUGAACGUGGCAAUAUGAGGUCGAUACACACACGUCAAGUGAUCUUAUG